Molecule: messenger RNA, 321 nt
Organism: Thyridium curvatum
Lineage: Eukaryota; Fungi; Ascomycota; Sordariomycetes; Thyridiales; Thyridiaceae
Exons: 2
Coding region: 1-321 (106 amino acids)
Source: RefSeq, a predicted model, not a curated record
AUGCGUUCCACCAUCGCUAGCGUGCUCACCGCCUUCGCCCUCGCUGGCGUGAGCCAAGCCGCCGACUGCUACAACACGCCGUCCAACUGGUUUUAUGGUAGUGUCUACGAUGAUGCCUGGUCCGUCCGUAAUGCAGUCUGCAAUGGAAAUGGUGACAAGUGGGCUGGUCACGUUCACGGCACCUCGAACACUCCAGGUGGCAGCUCCUGCUGGGAUGCUAUGGAGAACAUCAUCAACCAGUGCAUCUAUGGCGAGAACAAGCCUGGGGGCCAGUGGACCGCGAACGGGCAGAACUACUACAUCAGCAUGACUGCGUCGUAA